This is a messenger RNA of Cervus elaphus (red deer), 1765 nucleotides long. RefSeq names its product GTP binding protein 8 (putative) (gene GTPBP8). The coding region runs from base 55 to 930 and encodes 291 amino acids. Gene Ontology annotation, cellular component: mitochondrion. The record is from RefSeq and is a predicted model, not a curated record. The transcript is spliced from 6 exons. NCBI's taxonomy places the organism in Eukaryota, Metazoa, Chordata, Mammalia, Artiodactyla, Cervidae. Gene Ontology annotation, molecular function: GTP binding.
CGCAUUUCAGAUCCUGGGAAUGAGGGCCCGAGGUGGGACUUCUGAAAGAGAAAAAUGGCAGCUCGCCGGCUGCGGCCGGGCGUGAGCAAGCUGUUUGCUAUGGGACCAGAGCUGGGGAGCGCAAGACGAGCUUACAGCGCGUUCCAGGCCUUCACGGAGGUUCUACGGCUGCCGAGCAAGCAGCUGACGAAGCUGGUCUUCCCGCUGCAAGAACUCCAUGGGCAUUUGGUCCCCGGCUCGAGGCCAGACCUUCACCUGAAUAUCUUCCACCCGAGCUUGGAGGACAUCGCGCGGGCGGAGAGCUUCUUUACGGCCUCCGCCCGAAACCGCAUCGAGUACCUCACCUCGGCGGUGCGUCUCGACCACGCCCCGGACCUUCGCCACCCGGAGGUGUGUUUUAUAGGCAGAAGCAAUGUUGGAAAAUCCUCUCUAAUAAAGGCUUUGUUUUCACUUGCCCCAGAGGUUGAAGUUAGAGUCUCCAAAAAACCGGGCCAUACAAAGAAAAUUAAUUUUUACAAAGUUGGAAAAUACUUUACAUUGGUGGACAUGCCAGGUUAUGGCUAUAGAGCACCUGAAGAUUUUGUUGACAUGGUAGAAACCUACCUAAAAGAACGAAAGAAUUUGAUGAGAACAUUUUUAUUAGUGGAUAGUGUUGUUGGAAUUCAAAAAGCAGACAGUAUUGCCAUAGAAAUGUGUGAAGAAUUUGCAUUACCUUAUGUGAUGGUAUUAACAAAAAUUGACAAAUCUUCCAAGGGACAUCUUUUAAAACAAGUGCUUCAGAUCCAGAAAUUUGUUGACACUAAAACACAAGGAUGUUUUCCUCAGUUGUUCCCUGUAAGAUCCAGAACAAACAAGAGUUUACAGACACUGGCUGAGGAGAGGUCAAAUGCUGAUGAGAAAAAGAAACAGAAGCCUCAUGAUAAAAGAUGAUGAUGAUGAUAAUGACGAUGGAAGUACCUAACAUCUAACAUCAAGUAAGUGCUUACCACACUUUAGACUCUGUGCUGAAUACUUUACAUGUACUAAAACUGGCACAACCCUAUGAAGUGCAUACUGUUUCUAGAAUAUGGAGGUAUGGACAGUCAAGAAACUUACAUAAGGUCACAAAUUAGUACCAACCAAAGCCAGGACACAAACCAUCUGUCUGACUUCAAAGCCUAUAUUCUUAAGCUGCAAUAUAAUCCACUCCUAUGAUGGUUCCUAGGAUCAUUUUAAAAUUCUAGCAAAACUCUUAGUAAAAUGUUUCUGAAGGUAUUCUAUUAACUGAAUUAACUAGAUGCACUCAGAUCCCUUGGAAAUGCCUCUACUCAUUCAGAAGCAGACUGAGAACUAAGAUGGCACUAUGCCUAGAGCUGGGGAUAAAACCAGAAGUAAGAUUCAGCCUCUGCCCUUGGUAAGUUGCAUCUACACUACAAGUUAGCAGAAAUCAUAAGCUAUAUUAAAAUAAGCCAGACAAACCUGUAUAGCUUUGUGUUUCAGCUGUUUGCAGAAAGCUCUCACAUCAAAUUCUAAUGACUUUUCUGUGGAGAUAAAUCACAGAUAAAAAAUUAGGCAUACUAUUUUCAAAUCAACAAAUUCUUAAGUACAUGACAACAAAGGGAGAUAAGCAAGCAAAGAACUAUGAAGCUACAACAGAAAGAAAGAACUGAAUCUGCUCAAGCUCAGAAAACACACAUUAUUAAUACCAUACUUCUCUAAAGAUAAUGUGAGUUAAAAUUAAGAUAGUUUAAGAGUAUGUGCCACAUCAAAGCAAAUUACCUUUUAA